This is a messenger RNA of Syngnathoides biaculeatus (alligator pipefish), 1453 nucleotides long. It is a transcript of the gene rsph3, whose product is annotated as radial spoke head 3. The transcript is spliced from 8 exons. Gene Ontology annotation, cellular component: cilium. Lineage: Eukaryota; Metazoa; Chordata; Actinopteri; Syngnathiformes; Syngnathidae. Bases 90 to 1103 code for a protein of 337 amino acids. The record is from RefSeq and is a predicted model, not a curated record.
CGCUGUUCUCGCGACCGCACACGGACGAGUUUAUUGCAGAAAUCAUAAUCAGCGGAUUUUCUCCCCCCCCCCCCUUUUUUUUUUAAACGAUGUCUUUUAUUUCACACAGCCAGAAAGACACGAUCGGAACGUACACUUUCUCCAGCCGUCCCAGGCCCGUUGAGAACCGCUCCAAAUACAGACAACAGGCCAGCGAAAAGACUGACAAGGCACACAGUACUUAUGGAAACAUCAUGUAUGAUCGCCGUGUCAUCAGGGGAAACACUUACGCCCAGCGCUUUUUAUCAACUAUGGUGCAGGAAGACCUUGCUGAAAUACAAAGACAGCAAGAGAUGAGGAGGAGGGUCGUGACUCGUAAAAAGACCAAGGACCCCCUAAGAGCUUCCACCCCGGAGGCCGUCCAAGGCAGAAAACACAACCUUGUCCAAACGGAACUGUAUCUGGAAGAGCUGAGCUACGACGUAGAAGUUUCACACACGGAGUGCCAGACUGACCCUCUCCUGGACAGACCCGCAACGCCGCUUUUCAUACCUGCCAAAUCUGGCAAAGACGUUGCGACACAAAUAGAGGAGGGGGAGUUGUUUGACUUUGACAGAGAGGUGCAACCCUUGCUGGAGGUCUUGGUGGGGAAGACCAUUGAGCAGUCUCUGCUGGAGGUGAUGGAGGAGGAGGAGCUGGCCCGUCUGCGAGCGCAGCAGAGGGCCUUCCAGGAGCUUCGGAACGCCGAACUGGCUGAGCUGCAGCGGCUCCAGGAGCGGGAGAGGCGGCGCGCGGAGGAAAAGGAGCGCCGGAUUGCCCAGCAGAAAAAAGCGCUGAGGAUGGAAAAAGAGACUGUGGAGAAGAUUGCGGCGCUGGCCUACAGCCAGCAGUACCUGUCCGAGCUUGUGCCAACGGUCUUUAAGUCCCUCAGGGUCCACGGCUUCUUCUAUGACCCCGUUGAGAAAGAUAUUGAGACAAACUUCUUUCCGUGGCUGAUGGAUGAGGUGAACAACAAAUUAGAAAAGAGAAAUGCAGCAAGGCAGAUUUUAGACAACCUCAUCCAUGAUGUGGCCCAGCAAAAACUGCCACUCUAUGCACAGUCGGAGGCACGGCCAGAGAAGUAGUGGCUUGUAUCCUCGAAAACAACAGACUAAUCACUUGUUCGUGGAUUUCUUUUGUGUCACAGUUCCAAAGACUCUCUGUUAAAAGUACACCCUGAUUCCUGAUUUUCCUCAUCACUGACCUCAUGUUUGCGAUUAGGAGCAGUGAACAGACAUUUUGUCUCAGGCAUGCAUUGUUUGUUCAAAUAGCCUCUUAUCAUUGCUGUUUCUUGCCUUUUACCAGAAACUCAUGGCACUUGUAAAAAAAAAAAUCAUGCUUGCACACACACUAAGUUAUCUUGGUGCGCUCAUUUCUGCAACAAUUUUUACUCUCACUUAAAUUCAUUUAUUUCAAUAGAUUAUUUUUUGGGUCA